Molecule: messenger RNA, 2632 nt
Organism: Equus quagga
Lineage: Eukaryota; Metazoa; Chordata; Mammalia; Perissodactyla; Equidae
Gene: ZFPM1
Product: zinc finger protein, FOG family member 1
Exons: 11
Coding region: 101-2632 (843 amino acids)
Biological process (GO): positive regulation of transcription by RNA polymerase II; megakaryocyte differentiation; heart development
Cellular component (GO): nucleus
Molecular function (GO): RNA polymerase II-specific DNA-binding transcription factor binding
Source: RefSeq, a predicted model, not a curated record
GGGGCAUGAACCGCCCCGCGGCCCCGCCGCGCCCCCGCCGCCCGCCGCCGCCCGCCAGGGGCUAGAGGCGGCCGCCGGGAGGGCGCGCGGCGCCGGAGACAUGUCCAGGAGGAAACAGAGCAACCCCCGGCAGAUCAAGCGUUCCCUCGGAGACAUGGAGGCCGGAGAAGAGGCCCAGGCCGUGGACACCAGCCUCCCUGAGCAGGAGGCCACAGCCUCUGAGCCGGCGGCCGCGACAGAGCCGGAGCCCCCAAGCUCCCCCGCUGCAGGUGAUAACCCCCCGCCACUCCCACCGCCACCACCCCCCACGUCCCCAGGAGGCCCCCAGGAGAUGGAGGGGCAGGAGCCAGAGGCGAGGCUGGAGGAGGAGGCCGGCAGCUCCUGGAGCGGGCCAGACGAGCUGGAGCUGGUGCCGCAGGACGGGCAGAGGUGCGUGCGGGCUCGAUGUAGCCUCGCCGAGGGCCUGUCCUGGGGCCCAUUCCGCGGGAGCAUCCAGAGCAGAGCCUCGUCCCCCGGGCAGGAGGAACCGAGCCCGGCCCUUGCCCUGCUGCUGGAGGACGAGGCCUGCUGGCUGAGGACACUGCCCCCGGCCCUGACCAAGGACGAGGCCAACAUGGAGAUCUACAGGAAGGACGAAGCCCUCUGGUGCAGGCUCACCAAGCCGGUGCCGGCUGGUGGACUGCUGAGCGUGCGCCUCGCGGCUGAGCCCCGCGGGGCCCCCAGCCACCCUGUGAAGGAGGAGCCGGCGGAGCCUGAGGGCCCGGCCUCGUCACACACCGACAUCCAGCUCCUGCCCCAGCAGGCCGGCAUGGCGUCCAUCCUGGCCACGGCGGUCAUCAACAAAGACGUCUUCCCGUGCAAGGACUGCGGCAUCUGGUACCGGAGCGAGCGGAACCUGCAAGCCCACCUCCUCUACUACUGCGCCAGCCGCCAGAGCGCCGGCUCCCCCGCCGCGGCCGCCACCGACGAGAAGCCCAAGGAGACCUACCCCAACGAGCGCGUGUGCCCCUUCCCCCAGUGCCGCAAAAGCUGCCCCAGUGCCAGCUCCCUGGAGAUCCACAUGCGCAGCCACAGCGGAGAACGUCCCUUCGUGUGUCUGAUCUGCCUGUCGGCCUUCACCACCAAGGCCAACUGUGAGCGGCACCUCAAGGUGCACACAGACACCCUGAGUGGUGUUUGCCACAGCUGUGGCUUCAUCUCCACCACAAGGGACAUUCUCUACAGCCACCUGGUGACCAACCACAUGGUCUGCCAGCCUGGCUCUAAAGCUGAGAUCUACUCACCAGGAGCCGGACACCCUGCAGCCAAGCUUCCCCCAGACAGCCUGGCCAGCUUCCAGCAGCACGCAGCCCUGCAUGGGCCCCUGGCCCCCACCGACCUAGGCCUGGAGCCCACCCCACAGCCAGGACUAGACAGGAAGAUCCUGGCCGAGGCCACAAACGGAGAGACCAAGGCGGUGCCCCAAAACGGGGGCAGUAGCGAGCCUCCGGCGGCCCCCAGGAGCAUCAAGGUGGAAGCAGCAGAGGAGCCCGAGGCAGAGCCAGGACCCCGGGUCCCCUCACGGACGCCGUCACCGCCCAGCCCCGCCCAGGCCAGGGUGAAAGCGGAGAUCUCCAGUCCCACGCCGGGUUCCAGCCCGGGUCCUGGCGAGCUGGGCCGCCCCGGUGAGCUGGGCCUGGCGGCCGGCGCGCUCCUCCUGCCACAGUUCCCCGCCGCGCCCCCCGCCUCGGAGAUCCUGGCCAAGAUGUCCGAGCUGGUGCACAGCCGGCUGCAGGCGGGCGCGGGCGCGCAGGCCGGCCUCUUCGCGGGGGCCCCGAAGGGCGCCACGUGCUUCGAGUGCGACAUCACCUUCAACAACGUCAACAACUUCUACGUGCACAAGCGCCUCUACUGCUCCGGCCGCCGCCCGCCGGACGACGCGCCCUCCGCCCGCAGGCCUAGGGUUUCCCCCAACCCGGCGCGCGCGCCCCCCGACCCGCCGCCCGCCGAGCCCGACGCGGCGCGCUCCUCGCCGGGCCCCGGGGCGCGCGAGGACGAGGCUGGGGGCGCGGCCACGCCCGAGGCCGAGGCGGGGGGCCGGGGCAGCGAGGGCAGCCCGAGCCCGGGCAGCGGGGCGGACGAGGACGACGACCCCCGCCGGACGCUCCUCGAGGCCUACCUGGCGCACAAGCGCUUCUCGUGCCCCGCCGCCCCGCGCCACCUGCGCGCACGCCCGGACCCGCGCCCCUGCGGCCCGCCGAACGGCGCGGCGCGCGGGGACCUGGCGCGCGGGGACCUGGCCGAGCACCUCCGCCUGGCGCACGGCCUGCUGCUGGCCCCGCCUCCGGCCGAGCCCCGGACGCCCUCGCCCGUCCCCCGCGACGGUCUCAACGGCCAGGAGCUGCGCGAGCCACCGGGCCCCGCCGCCGGCAGCCCCCGGCCCGGCCCCGCCCCGUCCCCCGAGCGGCCGCGCCCGCCCACGCCGCCCUCGCUCUCGGACAAGGGCGCGCAGACCCCCGGCAAGGGGGCACCGGCGCCCGGCGGCAGCCACAGGUACUGCCGCCUGUGCAACAUCAGGUUCAGCAGCCUGUCCACCUUCAUCGCCCACAAGAAGUAUUACUGCUCCUCGCACGCGGCCGAGCACGUGAAGUGA